Pogona vitticeps (central bearded dragon) is the source of this 2036-nucleotide messenger RNA. The record is from RefSeq and is a predicted model, not a curated record. NCBI's taxonomy places the organism in Eukaryota, Metazoa, Chordata, Lepidosauria, Squamata, Agamidae.
AUAUCAAAAAUGUUGAUGUGAAGAUAAAGAACUCCAUAGGAGACCUCCCUGUGGAAAACUGUUUCUACUACCGGUCCCAUAAAGACUAUGGAGGUACUGGGAGGGGGAUCUUCCACACAUGACAAAGUGACCCCCACGUCAACUAGAGAGAAUAAAGACACUUUCUGAGCAAAAAAGGUAUAGGAUGACUGAAAGAGGCAUUCCAGGAUUUAUUACAAGUCACAGGAGUAGCAAUAUAGACAGCUUGGUUGUUCGAGUGAAAAAUGGGCUUAAGAGUUCAAAGUACAAACCUGUUGACUAUGUGCAGCUGCAAGCAAUUACAGAAGCCAAGAAGUUAGAAUCUGUUAACAUCCUCUUAAAGAUUAAAAAGACAGAACAUGCAGCGAAAAUUAACAAAGAACAAAUGCUGUUGAAACAGCAUAAACGAGUCUGGUGGACAGAGCACAAAAGACUGCACGAAAACAGGCAAAAAUUAGAAUCUGAAUUACAAACCUUUUAUGAUGAAGGAAGUGAAUGUUUUUUGGACCUGUGGGACUUGCGAUACAAAUUAUCAAGAGAUUUGGAUGAAUUUCAAGCUAAUACAGUGCAGCCUAUUUGGCAAUUAAGAGAAGAUUUAAGGUACAGACUGUUGGAAAUGCAGACAAACCGUGAAUGCCCAGAAUAUGAGUUCAGUCCAGAUGCAGUGGUAGAAGAGGUAGAAUUUGUGAAGAAACAACAGAAGGUAAUUUUGGAAAAGCUUCACUUUGAAAGAGUAGCUUUGGAGCAAGAACUUGAAGAAUUCACCCAUGAUGCAUUGAUAUGUUCCUCAAAAGACAGGACUGCACUCAUGCAUGAAAUACCACCACAGUUACUGGCUUUGGAGUGCCCCUAUCCUGAUCUGAAAGCAUCAGUGUUUGCAGAAUUUGAGAAACUUGCAGAUGGGUAUUGGCUGAAGGUCCAAGAGAUUGAUCAAGAACUAAAAGACAUAUCAAGCACUUUCCAAUGGAACAAAGAAGAUCUUUGGAUUUAUCAGGUUGUCAUUAAUCAGUAUCCAAAACCCAUGCAAGGCAGAAGAACCCUUUACUUGGAUAUGCUACAGAAACUUCUCCCUCACAAGUCUAGAGAAGAUCUUGUUGCUCAUGAAAGGGCUUGGGACCAUUAUCAUUUUACGAGGAAUCAAUGGAGAACAUUGAUGCUCAACUGGAUCGAGGCAAGAAAAGCUUUUUUACUGAAGGCAGUCAUGACUCUCGCUGAAGCCUGCACCUCUCAUGAGACAGAGAUCAUGUUGGCCAAUAAUAGAAGAAAACAACAGGAAAUAUGUGCAGAUCUUAGAGAAAAGGUCCUCCAGUGGCGCAUGCAGCAGGAAGAGGCUGCCCGCCUGGAAGCCACCAUUGCUGCCAGAAGAAAGGAAGAGCAAGAGGAGAAAGAGAAGUUGCAGAAAGAAAAGGAAUCACUUCAGAGAGCACAGGAUAAAGAAAAAGUGAAAAAGUACUGGGCUGAAAAGCAACGCAAGUGGCAAGAACAGGAAGCAAGAGAUUUGUUGCGUUUAAUGGAAUUUAAGAAGCUAAUGGCUGAACAAGUCAUCAAAGACAAAGAAAGGGUUCAGUUUAGACAAAGACUGUUAGAAAAGCGCUUAAUAGAGAAAAAGGAGGCAAUCCUGAAAGAAGCCCAUGAGGAAGAAGAAAGAAAAAGACGUCUUGAUGCUCUCAGGCAACAGGUUGCUAUUGUUGCAGAAUUUGAUCCUGCUCGAAUGAUGGCUGACACAGUGGCAUCCAAAGCUCGAAUGGGUAUUGGAACAGAAGAGGAGUUUUUCCUGCAGAAACCUCUGUUUGAAUUGCAUACAUUCAGUGCAGAACAGAUCAUUUCUGACACUCGGGUUCGUGUCGAGCUAGCUCUGCGAGAAGCUGGACUUCACAGAACACUUUACGCUCAAGAGCUUUUACCUAAAAUCCCUCCACCCAGACUUCCAAGAAGGGACAUGGACUCCACAGUAUUUAAAAUGUAGAAUCCAAGGAAACAAACAACCCCCCCCCAAAUAAACCCCACAAUAAACCAAA